AUGUGCUCCAGCCGCAAGAUCCUGUGGAGCCUUCUCCUGCUGUCCGCGGCGGAGGUGGGCCUGGGCCUGGCCAGCAUGGUGCUGGGGGCCGUGCGUGUCAGCUGGCUGCGUGGGCAGCGUGGGCAGCGUGGGCAGCACAAGCCGCACCAGGGCGACGCUUCGCCGGUGUGGAGCGGACUUUGCUUUCUGCUGUGCGGGAUCAGCGGAGUGUUGUGUGCUCGAAAGAGGAGUGGCCUUACUAUGAUUUUAUUCUCAGCAUGUUGCAUCUGUGGCCUGAUUGCCGGCAUCCUCAACUUCCAGUUUGUGCGGGCGUUGAGUAAACGACCUGACUCCAUGGAGUCCAUUCACCUGGCGGCCAUGAUUCUGGCCUGUCUGGGCAUCUCCUCGUGCACGUUGUCCACCUGGCUGACGUGUCGCCUGGCCAGCGUGGAGCAGCAGAGGAUGUUCCUGGAGCGGGAACACUCCCUGCAUCAUUCCCAGGAGAUGACGGAGAAGGUGAACCAUUUGUGUCCUUCUGAGAAGUGCGCUGGAAUAAGACCUCCAUUGUGUCUUCAACAGGACGUCCUGGACAACUCCAGCAACGCCGUGCCUCAAAUCUCCUACAACGGACACGGCAGUGCGUCGCCAUGACGACGGGACCUGCAUCUUCCCAUUGCUUGCUAAGAUAGAGACAGCAUGGCUGCAGAAUGUACAGUAAGCUCAUGUGUGAGGCCGGUUAAGAAAAAAAAGGGGGGUGGGGGGGCUUUUAACCUCCUCUGAUCAAAGCAAAGAGUGUGGAAGAAGACUGUAGUGGCUGGAAGAACAAGCACAAUACUUGAUGUCCACUUCAUGGCUUCUGUGGAAUGCAAAGUAUGACAUCACCUUCUGUGGAAUGCAAAGUAUGACAUCACCUUCUGUGGAAUGCAAAGUAUGACAUCACCUUCUGUGGAAUGCAAAGUAUGACAUCACCUUCUGUGGAAUGCAAAGUAUGACAUCACCUUCUGUGGAAUGCAAAGUAUGACAUCACCUUCUGUGGAAUGCAAAGUAUGGCAUCACCUUCUGUGGAAUGCAAAGUAUGACAUCACCUUCUGUGGAAUGCAAAGUAUGACAUCACCUUCUGUGGAAUGCAAAGUAUGACAUCACCUUCUGUGGAAUGUUUGCAUUGCUUUGGGACAAUACAUUAGGCACACCAUCCAAUCUAAUGAGAUCCCAUGCAAUGGCUGCGUUAUAAAAUGUUGAAUAAUGACACUUUACAUUCUUCCAUUUUAUACCGCUUGUCCCUUUUGGGCUCACGGGGGUCGCUGGAGCCUCUAUCAGCUGCAUUCGGGCGGAAGGCGGUGUACACCCUGAACAAGUCGCCACCUCAUCACAGGCCAUUACAAUAAUAAUAUAUUAUAGUGUAAUUGUGGGCAGCGCGGUGGGACAGGGGUUAGUGCAUGUAUGUGCCUCACAAUACAAAGGUCCUGAGUUCAAUCCCAGGUUCGGGGUCUUACUGUGUAGAGUUUGCAUGUUCUCCCCGUGACUGCGUGGAUUUCCUCCGGGUACUCCAGCUCCCUCCCACCUCCAAAGACAUGCACCUGGGGAUAGGCCCCUCCCACCUCCAAAGACGUGCACCUGGGGAUAGGCCCCUCCCACCUCCAAAGACGUGCCCCUGGGGAUAGGCCCCUCCCACCUCCGAAGACGUGCACCUGGGGAUAGGCCCCUCCCACCUCCAAAGAUGUGCCCCUGGGGAUAGGCCCCUCCCACCUCAAAAGACGUGCACCUGGGGAUAGGCCCCUCCCACCUCCAAAGACAUGCACCUGGGGAUAGGCCCCUCCCACCUCCAAAGACAUGCACCUGGGGAUAGGCCCCUCCCACCUCCAAAGACAUGCACCUGGGGAUAGGCUCCUCCCACCUCUAAAGACAAGCACCCGGGGAUAGGCCCCUCCCACCUCCAAAGACAUGCACCUGGGGAUAGGCCCCUCCCACCUCCAAAGACAUGCACCUGGGGAUAGGCCCCUCCCACCUCCAAAGACAUGCACCUGGGGAUAGGCCCCUCCCACCUCCAAAGACAUGCACCUGGGGAGAGGCCCCUCCCACCUCCAAAGACAUGCACCUGGGGUUAGGCUCCUCCCACCUCCAAAGACAUGCACCCCGCGCAUCCCUGAAAGAGACAAGUGGUAGGAAAUGGAUGGAUGGAUAGUAUAAUUGUAUUGUUAAUUUGAUCACAUCUCAUUAGAUAAAGUGCAGGUGUGCCUAAUGUCAGGCAUCCAUCCAUCCAUUUUUUUACCGCUUGUCCCUUUUGGGGUCGCUGGAGCCUAUUUCAGCUGCAUUCGGGCAGAAGGCGGGGUACACUUUGGACAAGUCGCCAUCUCAUUGCAGCAUGUUAGGCAUGUAGACAUAUUUUUAUAAUUGCCAAUAAA
Molecule: messenger RNA, 2381 nt
Organism: Nerophis ophidion (straightnose pipefish)
Lineage: Eukaryota; Metazoa; Chordata; Actinopteri; Syngnathiformes; Syngnathidae
Product: transmembrane protein 196
Exons: 4
Coding region: 1-630 (209 amino acids)
Source: RefSeq, a predicted model, not a curated record